AUGUCCCUAUUGGCUAUCCUGAGCACAGUCUUAGCGCUUUUAGACCAACUUCCGUUUUGCGAUUCGCAAGAGCACGUCACCAAAUAUCAUUCUACGAACUUUGUCCCCUCGCUUGAAGAUGUCCAGUCUAUCCGAGACUUGAUUUCGGAUCGCGAGACGCAGCUCGCCAGUCUGAACAGUGAGAUUUUCCAAGUGGACAACGUCAUGGAGCGUCUGCGGGCGGCACGCACGGUGCUGGUGAAGAGCAGGACGCAUGUGGAGGGUUCGUUGAGAUCGCACAAGACACUCGUCUCUGCCGUCCGCCGGCUCCCAGCCGAAAUCAUGGGCGAGAUAUUCAUACAGUGUCUACCGUGCGAACACUACAUCAGACCACGGGUGGAAGACUGCCCCUUGCUCUUGACUCGGGUCUGCCGCAGCUGGAGGACAAUCGCGUUGUCUGUACCCCAAUUAUGGUGUUCCCUUUCUGUUUCGCUGCAAAAGGCAACGGGGCACUCGUCCUCACCCUACGAAGCGUGGCUCGCGAGGGCUAAGAGCCUUCCCCUAUCCAUCGGUGUUAUCGUGGAUGACAACGAUGCUCUGGCUGGCGUGAUGAAGAGACAUCAGCCGAUGAAUUGGCUGCGGCCCUAUAUUACGCGUUGUAGGGAUCUUUGGGUGGCGACCACAAACGGAAACCCCUUCUGCGAGGUUCUGCAGUGUACCCCGUCCCUGGAGCGCCUGCAACUGACGGGAUGCAGACUUCCCAACGAAGGUUUUGUGAUCUCAGAUACAGCCACCCGUCUGCGCACUCUGUGCCUUCGCUUUGUCGGCCAAGACGUAGAGUCUCUGGCCACCCUCAAUCCCCCCUGGGCCCGCCUAACAGACCUGACAUUGACCUUCUCGAAUCUUAGCGGACAAUCGUUCCUACGCGUCCUGCAGAGCUGUCCCCUGCUCGAGCGACUCUCUCUCUCGCUGGUUUCUGUCAACGACGCCGACAUCACGCCGAUACGCCAAUCGGGGUGCCUGCACCAUCCCUCGAUACGCCGUAUCGAGAUCAGAGUAUCGAAAGGGUUUGAUAUCCUGCUCGACGGGCUGACGCUUCCCCUGCUGCAAGAGCUCGAGGUCUGUUUCUGUGGCAGAGACUCGGGUGCCUGGCCACACUCGCAAUUCAAGUCUUUCCUCAUCCGAUCGCUGUGCCCGCUAGAGCGCCUCGUCGUUCGCUGCUGGAAAAAGCUCUGUCCCAGCCAUCUGGUGGAAUAUACGGAGAUCUUGCCUUUGUUGCAAGCGCGCAUGUGA
Serpula lacrymans var. lacrymans S7.9 is the source of this 1272-nucleotide messenger RNA. RefSeq lists its product as uncharacterized. The coding region runs from base 1 to 1272 and encodes 423 amino acids. Lineage: Eukaryota; Fungi; Basidiomycota; Agaricomycetes; Boletales; Serpulaceae. The record is from RefSeq and is a predicted model, not a curated record. The transcript has 2 exons.